UGCUGCCAUUGGUAUUGGCAGUCGUAGAGCAGCCGACUGCGGGAUUUUAUCAAGUCUAUACCAUUCCUUUGUGGCGCUUAUUUAUGUUUCGGGAUAGAAACGGACCAUUUUAGUGGACCAUAUAACAUCAACAUGGAGAAGAGGAGUUGAAGGAGAGAUGUUGUGGAAUUUCCUUCGCCUGGCGUGGCUUUUUGGCGCCAUUUCCCCCUCUUUUUCCAGUCCAUAUGGGAACAUUGGUUGCCAUUUUAGUGAAGUAUGUACAGAAUCAGAAGACUGUACAGAAGAUAAUUUAUUUGGAUCAUGUGUAAAUUCUGGCUCUGUGUCCCUCCCCUUUUACGAUGUAAGCCGAGAUGGCUUCCGUGACCUCAAGAUUGUUAUCCGAUUUCUCUUGGAUCGAGGAUACCAAUGGAGAGAUGAAGCGGCACAGAAAACCCUGGAGACCAUCUUGGGCCAGUACCGCAUGGAGUAUGUGGAUGCCGAGAUGGAGCUAGAGGCCAACUACCAGAGGGAACAACAGCUGGAGGCCCUGGAGCAGAUGGCCGCUCAGUAUGGGAGCCUCUUCUUCAACAGGAAGACCAACGACAGGCUUGAGGAAGAAGAAGAAAUGUCACGAAAUUACGGUCCUGCGUACUACACCGAGGAGGAGAAGAGAAGAUACAUCCCCGAAAACAAGGUAGCUAGGGGGACCAGCAGGGAUGAGUUGGAGGAUUUAAUACAGGAGUACGUGCAAGCCAUCAAAGAUUCGACCCCCAGGGAGAAGGAGGAAGAAGUGAAUUGGAUGUAUCACGAGUAUUACCAGAAAUACCUGGAUCUCCUGGAGCAGUAUAGAGCUAUGGAAAGGGCAGCAGAGAAUGAGUUGGCAGAAGGAGAGGAAUACGGGGAGGAGAGCACUGAUUACUAUGCAGAGGUUCAGGACAAACUUGACUACUUAAAACAGUACUUAGAGGAGAUAUACCAAGGGGAGGUGGAGGAGGAGGAAGAAGAGGAGGAAGAGGAGGCACGAAUGGAAGGAAGCGAUGAAGGGAUGAUGGAGGGAGGGAUGAGCCAAAGUUCGAGUAGCUGGUGGGAUGCUAGCAGUAGUAGCAUCAGCGAAGGAGGAGUGGAAGAGAUCUUGGCAGAAGCAGGAAUUGACCGCCUGGCCGUCCAGCUCAUCAACAACGAGCUCAUCCCCCAGAUGACCCCUCAGGAGCAGGACCAGUGGAAGCGCCUCAACGAGGAGGAGAAGGAGGGCAUCAUCCAGGAAGCUCUCCAGGCUAUCGACUGGGUCGCCAUGGAGAUGGAGGCGGAGGAUGAGAAGGGAGGAGGAGGGGUCCAGAGGGAGAUGGUUGCCGAGGCGAUGAAGGGGGAAGAAGAGGAGGAGGAGGCCGAAGUGGAGGAGGCGGAGGUGGAGGAGGAGGAAGCGAUUGAAGCGGCGAUGAAGGACGGAGAGUGGCUUAAUGAAGGAGCUGAAUCUCCUCUCUUUGAGCCAGAGGAGGAGAAUGAAGGGGACAAAGAACUCCAGCUCGAUGUCCUCCUGCCUUUGGAGAAGAAGGGUGACGAUGAUGAUGAUGUCGAUGGAGAUGCCAGAGACGAAGAACUUGUAGAUGUUGGUGACAAGGAUAUGCACGAAGGAGAGAACGAAGAGGAAGAGGAAGAUGAGAAAGAGGAGAACAAGGAGCCUGAGUACUCAGGGUUCAUUUUCAUCACAUUCAAAGAAGACAUAACUGAGGAGGAUGCCGAUGAAAUUGUAGCAUUACUGGUCAGUCUGCUGGAACUGCCUCCUUCUAUCUUCUCUGAUAUUAAAGUGAAGGACAAAGAGAUCACCGUCCAUGUUAAUGAUUCUUCACGUCACUUCACGCCCAAAGCCAUCGCAAUUAAAAUAGCCGGUAUUCAGAGAAAGCUUGCAGCAAUGAUGGGAGUACAUAUGGUCGUGACUGGAGUGGGACAUGAUGUGAGUACAGAGUUAAACUUGUUUGUCUGUCUGUAUGUUUGUCUGUCUGUUUAGUUGUAUGUUUGUUUG
This is a messenger RNA of Strongylocentrotus purpuratus (purple sea urchin), 1999 nucleotides long. RefSeq names its product glutamic acid-rich protein. The record is from RefSeq and is a predicted model, not a curated record. Bases 158 to 1984 code for a protein of 608 amino acids. Gene Ontology annotation, cellular component: secretory granule. NCBI's taxonomy places the organism in Eukaryota, Metazoa, Echinodermata, Echinoidea, Camarodonta, Strongylocentrotidae. The transcript has 12 exons.